Messenger RNA from Nycticebus coucang (slow loris), 2767 nucleotides. RefSeq names its product solute carrier family 32 member 1 (gene SLC32A1). Gene Ontology annotation, cellular component: vacuolar membrane. Lineage: Eukaryota; Metazoa; Chordata; Mammalia; Primates; Lorisidae. The coding region runs from base 461 to 2041 and encodes 526 amino acids. The record is from RefSeq and is a predicted model, not a curated record. Gene Ontology annotation, molecular function: amino acid transmembrane transporter activity. Gene Ontology annotation, biological process: amino acid transmembrane transport. The transcript is spliced from 2 exons.
CCCCACCUCACGUCUGAAUCCCUCCUUGCCCACUUUCUCUUCGGCUUGCCCCCUCCUCACGCCCCUUGCCUCCAGUGUUUCCCCUCUGCAGCCCCAACCCCCGCACCUCCUGAUUCCGAGGGGCGGGAGCGCACGGGGCUGCGCAGGGGAGGGGGGCGCCGCGCCAGCUUCGCGUAGCUGUUCUGACGCCGCCGCCGCCGCCGCCGCCGCCCUCCGCAGCCUAGCCUGCGCCCGGCGGCAGCACCGCAGUGCACUAGUCACCGCCGCCGCUCCGCCAGUCCCUCUGCCCGCCGCCCGGUCCGGUCCCGAGCGAGCUUCGAACGCCAGCCGAGGGGGUCAUGAGCCAGAGAGCCCCGGGGCACAGCAGCGGGGACAGCGAGCGGAGAUAGCGGCCUCACCGUCCUGCCCCGCGUCCCCCGCAUCCCCAGCUCCUGUCCUUUCCUCUGGCCUCCCCGCCACCAUGGCCACCUUGCUCCGCAGCAAGCUGUCCAAUGUGGCUACAUCCGUGUCCAACAAAUCCCAAGCCAAGGUUAGCGGCAUGUUCGCCAGGAUGGGUUUUCAGGCGGCCACUGAUGAGGAGGCGGUGGGCUUCGCGCACUGCGACGACCUCGACUUUGAGCACCGUCAGGGCCUGCAGAUGGACAUACUGAAAGCCGAGGGUGAGCCCUGCGGGGACGAGGGUGCUGAGCCGCCCGUCGAGGGGGACAUCCAUUAUCAGCGCGGCAGCGGCGCUCCCCUGCCGCCCUCGGGAUCCAAGGACCAGGCGAUGGGAGCUGGUGGCGAGUUCGGAGGCCACGACAAGCCCAAGAUCACGGCGUGGGAGGCGGGCUGGAACGUGACCAACGCCAUUCAGGGCAUGUUCGUGCUGGGCCUACCCUACGCCAUCCUGCACGGCGGCUACCUGGGGUUGUUCCUCAUCAUCUUCGCUGCUGUGGUGUGCUGCUACACCGGUAAGAUCCUCAUAGCGUGCCUGUACGAGGAGAACGAGGACGGCGAGGUGGUGCGCGUGCGGGACUCGUAUGUGGCCAUAGCCAACGCUUGCUGCGCUCCGCGCUUCCCCACGCUGGGCGGCCGCGUGGUGAACGUGGCUCAAAUCAUCGAGCUGGUGAUGACAUGCAUCCUGUACGUGGUGGUGAGCGGCAACCUCAUGUACAACAGCUUCCCGGGGCUGCCUGUAUCGCAGAAGUCUUGGUCCAUCAUCGCCACAGCCGUGCUGCUGCCCUGCGCCUUCCUUAAGAACCUCAAGGCUGUGUCCAAGUUCAGUCUGCUGUGCACUCUGGCCCACUUCGUCAUCAACAUCCUGGUCAUAGCGUACUGUCUUUCGCGGGCGCGCGACUGGGCCUGGGAGAAGGUCAAAUUUUACAUCGAUGUCAAGAAGUUUCCCAUCUCCAUCGGCAUCAUCGUAUUCAGCUACACGUCGCAGAUCUUCCUGCCUUCGCUGGAGGGCAACAUGCAGCAGCCCAGCGAGUUCCACUGCAUGAUGAACUGGACGCACAUCGCCGCCUGCGUGCUCAAGGGCCUCUUCGCGCUCGUCGCCUACCUCACCUGGGCCGACGAGACCAAGGAGGUCAUAACGGAUAACCUGCCCGGCUCCAUCCGCGCGGUGGUCAACAUCUUUCUGGUGGCCAAGGCGCUGUUGUCCUACCCGCUGCCGUUCUUCGCUGCCGUCGAGGUGCUGGAGAAGUCGCUCUUCCAGGAAGGCAGCCGCGCCUUUUUCCCCGCCUGCUACGGCGGCGACGGGCGGUUGAAGUCGUGGGGGCUGACGCUGCGUUGCGCGCUCGUGGUCUUCACGCUGCUCAUGGCCAUCUACGUGCCGCACUUCGCGCUCCUCAUGGGCCUCACCGGCAGCCUCACGGGCGCCGGCCUCUGCUUCUUGCUGCCCAGCCUCUUCCACCUGCGCCUGCUCUGGCGCAAGCUGCUGUGGCACCAAGUCUUCUUCGACGUCGCCAUCUUCGUCAUCGGCGGCAUCUGCAGCGUGUCGGGCUUCGUGCACUCCCUCGAGGGCCUCAUCGAGGCCUACCGAACCAACGCGGAGGACUAGGGCGCAGGGGCCAGCCCCGGCCGCUCUCCGCGCUCUCUCCCUUCCCCCCGCCCCACCCUCAUCAGCCUCGUGCGCCCUGCUGCAGCGCUUGGGAAGCCAAGCUUUAAACAUCUCUGGGUCCUAGUUUCUGAUUAUUCGGGGAUGGGGGUGGGAGGGGUUAGGGAUUCACGACCCAUCGCGUCGGCGUUUCUGUUGUCCUUUCUUUUCCACAACACUCUGGUUGGGGGAGGGGAAGCGGGGCGUAUCUGUGGGCAGGGUUUUCUGCCCUCCUAGGAGAGGCCCUGACAAUUUGGUUCCAGUUACUGAGGGGGGUUAGAAGGGAGAGAGGGGGUCGCAGCUCGCAGGCGCAGAAACUUGACCUUGGGGGGACAUUUCAUAUCCAUCCAGUGCUGGGAAUCUACAGCGUCCAGCCGUUUCCAGCUAGAGCGCUUCCCAUUCUGGAGACGUUUCAACCCUGCAACCGGAAAGGCUGACCGCUAAAUCAAUUUCGGGUGGGCGAUUUCCUUCGACCAAGCCGGGAGGCGAUAAGCCGCGGCAGGGCCGGCUUGCCUGCAGGUUUUCAGGAAUCCAAAUUCAUCUUGUGCAAUUUAUCAGGUUGUGGAACUGUUCUACUGUGCGUGUGGUGUGCUCGUGGUGAAUACGAUGAAAUGUAUUAUCAGAAAAAAUCUAUCUCUAAUUUAGAGUGCGGUGCAUAAUUAUAUCCGCAAAUAAAGAAGAAACAAAGGC